AAUCGCGGAGGCGGCGGAGAGUGAAAGGGAAGGGGGCCGGGGUUGGAGAAAGAGAAAAGGCUGGAGUUCGGGCUAUCGGAGCCGGUUGGAAUCCCGCUCCGGGUUUUUAGGUCGACAUCCCCCUCGCCCACCGACCUGGUGUGUGUGCGCGCGCGGCGGCUGUCGGGGUUUGAAGCGGCGCGAGAAGCGGACGUUAGUAACGGUCGCCACCACCAACAACCGGGUUGGGGGCGUUUGGUAUCGCUGACGGUUCAUGAGAGUUAGCUGUGAUUUGCGUGUCGGAGCUGGGGACAGCAUUCAUCAUGUUAAAGUGAAGGAAAAGAGCUCAAAAUUGAACAUGCUAAAACGAUUUGACAAAAUAAGAUUUAGAGGACAGAAGCGAGAUGAAAUACUUGAUCUAGCAGAGUCUCCCAAUACAUCAGAUAAUGAAUGUACUGACGAAAUUACAAUGAAACCACCUCGCUGCUCUGUGAAAGAUUCUGAAGAACUGAAGGACCCUGCAGGUCCAGGGAUAUUAAAUAUGGCUUCAGGAAUUCAAGAUUUCAACAGGACAGAGUCUGACCGACUGAAUGAGAUCAAGGGACAUCUAGAAAUCGCCUUGCUAGAAAAGCAUUUUUUACAGGAAGAACUAAGGAAGCUGAGGGAAGAGACUAAUGCUGAAACACUAAAGCAAGAACUGGAAAAAGAAAAACUGAAACGAAUGGAGCUAGAACAGAAAGUAUCUGACAUACUUAAAACGAGAAGUGAUGAUUCUUCAAGUCAACAGUCUUUGAAAGUGCAACCUCCGGUGAAUGGAACAGAGAAACGUGGAAAAACAUUCUACUCCAGAGUUUACAAAUGGUUCUUUGAGAAGUUUUCAGUAUAUAUUGAAGAUUUCCAAUUUCAGCUUGAAGAGAACUCAGUAGAAACUGAAGAACCUCUGAGUGCUAAACGGUUAACAGAGAACAUGAGAAGAUUAAAAAGAGGUGCCAAGCCAGUUACCAAUUUCUUAAAGAACCUGUCGGCCUUAUCAAAUUGGCACUCUGUAUACACUUCUGUAAUUGCCUUUAUUAUCUACAUGAAUGCUGUAUGGCAUGGCUGGGCCAUUCCUAUGUUCUUAUUUCUGGCCAUUUUGAGGUUGUCUCUAAAUUACCUCAUAGCAAGGGGCUGGAGGAUUCAGUGGAGUAUUGUCCCAGAAGUAGCAGACCCCGGGGAGCCUUCAAAAGAAGACCUUACUGUAUCUGAAAAGUUCCAACUGGUCCUUGAUGUAGCACAAAAAGCACAGAAUCUUUUUGGCAAGAUGGCAGAUGUACUAGAAAAAAUCAAGAACUUAUUUACAUGGGUGCAUCCUGAAAUAACACAGAAGUUGUAUAUGGGUCUGUGGGUUGCUUUUGUUGCGUCUUGCUUCUUUCCAUACAGAAUUCUUGGCCUCAUUAUAGGGCUUUAUGCAGGAAUCAAGUUUUUUCUCAUUGAUUUCGUCUUCAAACGAUGCCCAAGGCUACGUGAAAAAUAUGAUACUCCUUAUAUCGUUUGGAAGAACUUGCCCACAGACCCACAAUUGAAAGAAAGAUCAAAUGCUACACUGACAAGACGGAUUCCAGCUGUAGCGUCCCGGAGCAGUGUCAGUGCCAACAGCAUGUCUGUGUAUAGCAGGGAAGAUGAAGGUGGACGUCCACAUAGUUCAAAGAAAAGCAAUUUCAGUGAAAUCUUUAACUUAGCAGAGGCUGAGCGCCCUUUGCCAGUGUGUGACAAUGGCUGGCGUUGCUGUCUGAUUAAUAGGGACAAGAAGAUGCCUACUGAUUACAUUCGGAAUGGUGUUCUUUAUGUAACUGAAAAUUGUUUAUGCUUUGAAAGCUCCAAGUCGGGUUCAUCCAAGAAAAAUAAAGUCAUAAAACUAAAAGACAUUACAGAUAUUCAAAAGUACAAAGUUUUGUCCGUUCUACCUGGAUCAGGAAUGGGUAUUUCAAUAGCUACUCCACAUACACAAAAGCCACUGGUGUUUGGUGCCAUGAUACACCGGGAUGAGGCCUUUGAAGCAAUAAACUCUCAAUAUACCAAAAUAAUGUCCAGUGCAUCCAACAACGAAACCUAACCAUGUGCUUACAAUAAGUCAGAUUCUGUAAUCAUUAGUGGGGAAGAGAAAGAGAAUUGGUUGGACAAAAGAAGUUCCAUUGAAUAUUUGUGUCAGUUGAUGGGUUUUGUACUGAAUUGGAAUAGAUAGAUGGUUUAUAUUGUAUUUUUUACUUGUAAAUUAAUUUUACAUUUGGUGAGGAUUCUCCACAAAAGUGCUAUUACUAUCACAGUAAUUCCUGCACAGUAAGCACUUUUGCCAUUUGUUUACAAGCAUUUUAAAUGUCAAUGAUUUAAGUUGAAAUUAAAUUUGGGUACGGGAAGAAUCAAAAUUAUUUUUUUUAAAUAAAAUUCAGAGAAACGUGAUUAAUCUAUGAAUGCCAACAUCAUGUAGUAUUCAAUGUCCAUUUCAGAUGGAAAGAGUUAUUAUUGAAGGUGUGAUCAUGUAAUGAGAAGGAACUAGUAACGUAAAAAUCAAGCGACUCUGUUGCAUCCCAAAUUUCAAAUAUGAAUCUUUUAAAUCUUAGUGAUCUUUCAGGAAUGUGUCUGUUUGAAGUGAUUGCUUAAACACGAAAGGGUUGGAGUAUAAUAUGUUGUCACUGCUACAUAUAUCACAAACUACUUUAGUAAUAAUCUUGUCCAGUGUUUGUAUAACAACAUGGUAGCAUCGUUUAAUUUUGUGUGCUUCAAACAGCAAAAUAUUUCCUUUAUGAACCCUAUUUGCUGAACUAUCAAGUUAAGAUUGAUUAUCCCCCACACCCAGAUAUACUGCUCCAAACCUGAUGAUGCCAAAGGAAAAGUGUGAAGUUACAAUUACUCUACACUCCGGUUGUGCCAUUAGAUGCUGCUAGUAAAUUGUGUUAGCAUAAGUUGUCUUUGCAACCAUAAUUGAAUUCUUCAACCAUAACAUUUGAAUAUAUCCAUAGUGAUAAUGUAUGCUCAUUAAUUCAUUUGUCCGUCUAAUACCAACCCUUUUUCAGCACCACUAAAUGUUCACCAGAUAGUAUGCGAGUGCUGAAGUGUGAUUCACUAUGAGAAGUGUCCUGUCUUAACUUAAUAUAACAGAUAAGGAACAGAGUAUGUGGAAAACAAUGAUGGGCAAGGAAUAGGCAUGUUCCCGUCCUGUCUCAUGUUUGAUGAAUGCUGCUUUACACACGUGCUGCAGAUAUUAUUUUUAAUGUUUCUUUCUCAUUCACUUAAGAGUACAAAGUAUUCCAUUCAAAUGAGUGAACAUGGGAUCCAACUGCACUGAUCUUUGAGGCUGCUUUUACACCCUCCUCCCCCAAAGUAUUUGGGUGGUGUUGCCAUAUGCCAGACAGUUCAGGUGCAGCAGCCGUAAAUCCAACUCCUCCCUGACAUUUGAUGCCUUUGUGUAGUUCAGCAGUUCCUUUCUCCUAUUAGUGAAGAAUACAGUUCAAAAUUCAUUAUUGUACUCAAAAGGUCUGAUUUAGACAUUUAGUUUGAAUGUGUGAUGCUACUGCAAGCCUUCAGAGGAUGAAGGAUGUUUUUAAAGUAUUGAAA
Messenger RNA from Callorhinchus milii (elephant shark), 3570 nucleotides. It is a transcript of the gene gramd4a, whose product is annotated as GRAM domain containing 4a. Bases 254 to 2071 code for a protein of 605 amino acids. Lineage: Eukaryota; Metazoa; Chordata; Chondrichthyes; Chimaeriformes; Callorhinchidae. The record is from RefSeq and is a predicted model, not a curated record. Gene Ontology annotation, biological process: apoptotic process; negative regulation of toll-like receptor 9 signaling pathway. The transcript is spliced from 19 exons.